Molecule: messenger RNA, 1123 nt
Organism: Scaptodrosophila lebanonensis
Lineage: Eukaryota; Metazoa; Arthropoda; Insecta; Diptera; Drosophilidae
Exons: 5
Coding region: 40-1029 (329 amino acids)
Biological process (GO): double-strand break repair via nonhomologous end joining
Cellular component (GO): nucleus; DNA ligase IV complex
Molecular function (GO): DNA end binding
Source: RefSeq, a predicted model, not a curated record
CGUCGUCUUGUGCUUUGAAUUUGUUUUUUUUUUUGUAAAAUGCGUAUAGGAGAAAUAACAUAUGGACAUAACAAAUACAUAACAAUCUCUGUAUCUGGCGCCGACGAGCUGCAAUUAUAUUUGCACAAUGAGCACAAAAAGUUGACUUACAGCGAGAAACUCUUACCGGCGCAAUUCUCACAGCGCUUACAACAACUAAAUAGACGCGUUAAGUUCCCCGAAGCUGCCGUGCGUGCAACCCUUACCACUAAGGAUCCCGAAUCAAACACACUGAAAGAUUUGGAGGCUGGCAAGCUUGCGCUGCAAUUAAAAUAUCGCUUGGAGGGAACUACAGCGCCUCUACAUUGGGAAUGGCAUCUGGUGCCCAUUGAGAGUGCCAUCCUGUAUCGUGAUAUGUUCACAUACAAAGUAUCCACGAUUUCGGCGUUGCACGAACAUGUCAUAAAUAUGCGCCAACUUUUGGAGAAAAAAGAUGUAGAGAUAAAACAGUACAAGGUUGAGGGAGCACAACUGCGUAGAAGCACAGUGGCUACCAAGCCUUUCGAUACAAAGGGUUUCGAUGCACAAAACGAACAACUGCUGGCCGAUGCAGCAGCCUAUCAGCAAAUGUCGCAGUUGCUUAACGAACAGAGAACGGUUUCACCAGAUGUGCAUGGUACUGGGACCCCGGAUGCUAAAGUGAAGGUAGAACCAGUUGAAGAAAAGCCAAAAUACAUCAGUCCACGGAACAGAAAACGUCAGCGGCUGGAGAUUGGCGAGAACCAUUUGACUCGUAAGAUACAGCAGCGUCAGCGUGCACCGGAGGUACAAUACAUUGAUUCGCAAAGCCAAGAAUUGGGUCUGGAUGAUGACGUUACUGAUAGUACAGUAGACAAGAAGCUAGAGGGCUUGGAUGGGGCUGCACAGCAAGCCGAACUGGAUGCUUGUUUUGUUGAAAAUAAACCUCCAUCUUUGGAAGGACCGCCAUUAAAUCUAAAAUUUUCGGAUGAUGAGGACGAGAGCAAUAGGGAUGAAAGCAAUAAGCAAUAACUAUUUAAUAUUUAUUUAUAUGAAACUAACUUGGUAGAAUGUAACAUAAUUGAUUUUUAAUCCAGCUUGUCAAAUAUAAGUAGAUAAUGCCUGA